Messenger RNA from Juglans microcarpa x Juglans regia, 1841 nucleotides. Its product is annotated as SURP and G-patch domain-containing protein 1-like protein. Gene Ontology annotation, biological process: RNA processing. Gene Ontology annotation, molecular function: RNA binding. Bases 228 to 1550 code for a protein of 440 amino acids. The record is from RefSeq and is a predicted model, not a curated record. NCBI's taxonomy places the organism in Eukaryota, Viridiplantae, Streptophyta, Magnoliopsida, Fagales, Juglandaceae. The transcript is spliced from 9 exons. Gene Ontology annotation, cellular component: nucleoplasm.
AAGACAGUCCACGCUUCCGACCCAAUAGCAGGGGCCAACACGUCUUCUACGUCUCAAAUUCCAAUUCCGACAUCCAAGUUUGGGUAAAAAAAUAAAAAUCAAUUUUGCAUCCCGCACGAUCGGACGGCGAUCUGCGAUAGAUUUAGAGUUUGGCCGUAGUCGGCUUGGAAGCUUGUUUGUUGAACAGUUAUUGGCCAUAACAGCCUGGCAUACUUGGUUCUUUUCCAAUGGAUAAAGGAGUGCCUCCUAGCCUCUUUGUUAAUGAUGGUUCAUUCAUGGAGAGGUUUAAACAGCUUCAACAAGAAAAGGAGAAUGAAAAGGAGAACAGUGACAAACUUAAGGUGCCUAAACCGAUCAAAAUUAAAUCAGGGCCAUUGACUGCAACCAUUAAUAAAACAAGUGUGGAUUUUAAGACUAAUGAUGCACGCAAGAACCCCCAAGCUGCUUCAGGUGGCAAACUUGCUUUUAGCUUGAAACAGAAGUCGAAGAUUGUGGCACCUCAUGUUAAGUUAGGCGCAGAUGAAGAUGAAGAUGAAAUUGAUGCCGGGAAAGUUUCAGAUGAUGCACCAAUGAAACGCCAGAAAUUAGGUCAAGAAGAUGCCUCUGAGAAUUCAUCAAGACAAGUGGAUGUUGCACCUCCUUCUCCAAGUGAUCUUACAGUGAAGAAAGUUGCUGACAAAUUAGCAAGUUUCGUGGCUAAAAAUGGAAGGCAACUAGAGCAUAUAACACGUCAAAAAAAUCCUGGAGAGACCCCUUUUAAGCGGUGCUAUAUAUUCUUUUGCAGGUUUCUGUUUGAUGUGAGUUGUGCAGAUUACAAAUACUAUGAAUAUCGGCUGGCUGAAGAGGAAAAGGCCCUUUCACAGACUCUGGAACCUCAAGCAUCUCAUAAUGGUGGUACAAGCACUUCAGCUUCUAGAUCCACCAGUGUUUCCCAAAGGUCUUUGCAGAGGCACUAUCAAACCCCUGCUUCUGCUUUAUAUGAUGCCACCGAGGAUCUGAGAGUUCAAACAUCAGCCGGAAGAUCAGCUGAAGUUAGUGCGCCAACAGGUGCAGAUCCUAUAGUGAUGAUGGAGUUUUACAUGAAGAAGGCUGCACAGGAAGAGAGAUUGAGACAACCUAAACAGUCAAAAGACGAAAUGCCUCCACCCGCUUCUCUUCAAGGAGGUCCUGCUAAGAAAGGGCAUCACAUGGGUGAUUACAUCCCACCAGAAGAGCUCGAGAAAUUCUUGGCUUCCUGUAAUGAUGCUGCUGCUCAGAAAUCUGCCAGAGAGGCUGCAGAAAAGGCUAAAAUUCAGGCUGAUAAUGUGGGGCAUAAGCUCUUGUCCAAAAUGGGUUGGAAAGAAGGUGAGGGUCUGGGGAGCUCCAAAAGUGGUAUUGCAGAUCCGAUUAUGGCAAGUAAUGUCAAGAUGAACAACUUGGGGGUUGGUGCUCACGAGCCUGGGGAGGUGACUGCUGAGGAUGAUAUAUAUGAGCAGUACAAGAAGCGGAUGAUGCUUGGUUAUCGUUACAGACCAAACCCCCUGAACAAUCCUCGGAAAGCAUACUAUUGAGAAACUGCGCUGUGGAAGCUUGCUUGUCAAGAUUGUCUUGAAGAAUAUUUGAAGCCUACUUGUCACUAUUGUCUUCAAGAAUAUUGUGAACUUAGAUGCUUACGUUGUAAAGGAAAAAUGGUUUGCUUUCAUUCUGGCAAAUCAAAAUAGUAUGCUUGUCCUCUUGCAAACUGUGAAUUCGAUUGAAAUACCGUAGAUGGUAUUCUUCACAAAAGAUUGUAGCAAUACCGUGUAAACUAUGUCAUGACAAACGCAGCAAAGGUGCAUCGGUUGCGCAACUUGUCUUCUCUA